AUGCGAAUCUCAUCUGUGCUUGUCGCAGCAGUCAGCUUGGUCUUGCCAGCAUGCCAGGCCGUCUUCGUCGAUGAUGCGUGGAAGGUAGACUGGCAUCUCGCCCUCGUCGGCGCACCCCACGAACACACGACCUUCUUCCACCAGCCCGUUGCUGCGUCCAAAGCAUCUCUACUCUACACCCUCUCAGACAAGACAAUCCUCGGAGCCAUCAACCCCAAGGAUGGCUCACUUAGGUGGCGCCAGCAACUAUCUCCUGCCACCAAUUCGACGUCGAGCUUCCUCCGAGCCGCUGCGGACCACCAUCUCGUAAUCAGCGCCGUCGACGGCCAAGUCGCUGCGUGGAGCGCUGCCGACGGCCGUCAAGCAUGGUCUGUUGAUCUGAAAGAUGCCACAGUAAAAGACUUGGAGAUUGUCGAGAUCCCAGAGGCCAACGAGCAGGGAGGAAGCAAGGAUGCCAUCGUCUUGACUGGAGGCUCCCAGCCCACCGUCAUGAGACUCGCCCGUCAGGACGGUGCUCAAAAGUGGCUCUUCAGAGAUGAGAGCGGAGACGUACCUUUCCAGCUCUCUGUCUCGUCCACACACAUCUUCUAUAUUUCUCUACACACGUCCAUGCUGGGAGGCCUCAAGAUCAAGGUCGCUUCCCUGGACCCUGUUACUGGACAAAAGAUGGAUCAAUACACGUUGGCUACCGAAGGUGACCUUGCUUCGACUGCAGACAUCUUGUCUGUUGGUGCCAACUCGGCCUCGCCCAUUAUUGCAUGGACCGACAAGGCCCGUUCCAACCUCAAGAUCAACGUCAUUGGCUCCAAAGCCGUGUCUACCUUCAACGUCGGAGCUGAACAAAAUGUGCUGAAUCUCUCCCUACACGCCCCCUACCACAUCAAUGCUCGCCCGCAUUUCCUCGUCCACUACGAGACGCGCUCGCAGAAUUGGGCCGAAGUCUACCAUGUCGACCUCGUCAAGUCAACCGUAUCCAAGGCCUACUCUCUCCCUAAGCUGACGGGCAGCGCCGCCUUCUCUGCCAGCACCUCUGAAGCCAAUGUCUACUUUACCCGCAUCUCCGAAUCCGAGGUCACGGUUGUGUCUUCUGCUUCGCACGGUGUUCUUGCCAGGUGGCCUUUGAAGGGUGCUGCAGGUAUCACUUUGCAGGGUGACCAUGCUCCCAUCCACGCCGUUUCUGAGGUGUCCGUCAAGUCGGAUACUGUCUCUGCUGUGCGCUCCGCAGUCUACCUGGCAUCUGGCGAUUGGGUGCUCAUCCGUGACGGAACUCCCGUUUGGGAGAGACCUGAAGCCCUUAGCAGUAUCAGGACUGCUGUCUGGGCAUACCUCUCUGCUCCCGAAGGACUUGUGCACGAGCUCGAGAUUGAAGGUCAUUCCAACCCCAUUCAGGCAUAUAUCCACAGAGUCAAGAGACACAUUGCAGCUUUGGAGUCUCUCCCAGCAUACCUUACAGCUCUGCCCGGUCGUAUCGCCAGUAGUAUAGGUCUUGGAGCCUCUGACGCCGAUUUAGAUUCGACAAACAUCUUUGGCUUCCACAAGAGGAUCAUUUGCGCCACUGAGAGCGGCCGCUUGAUUGCACUGGACGCUGGCGGCAAUGGUAACACGGUGUGGAACGUCAAGAUCGACAACAACGCAGCUUCUUCUCCUUGGCAAUCGCCCAAGCUUACUGCACGCCCAGAUGGUACAGUGGUCGCCAGCAGUAUUGACGGUAGUCAGCACAGACUCUUCAAUGCAUCCACUGGCGCUGAGAUGACCUACACCGGAUCUGCACUCUCUCCGGAGCUCACCCAUGGUGCUGCCUUUGCUUACGGCUUGGAGGAUGGCAAGGUCGUAGGCGGCCCGAUUGCUGAGGCUGCAUCAUGGAAGUUUUCACCUGGCAACGAGGAGAAGGUCUACAGUCUGACUCCUCGCCCUCUCGAAGACCCUGUGGCUUCCAUCGGAAAAGUUCUUGGAGACCGUAAGGUUCUUUACAAAUACCUCAACCCCAACACUCUUCUUGUCAUCACUGCCUCCGAAGCAACACUAUCGGCCACUGUCAGUGUGCUCGACGCAUUGUCAGGAUCCGUGCUCUACGCCGCUUCGCACCAAGGCGUCGACGCGACUAUGCCCAUCGCCUCAACGAUAUCUGAGAACUGGUUCGCUUACUCGUUCGCCUCGCAACCAACAGCAGAUGGUGUUAAGGGCUACCAACUCAUCAUCGGUGAGAUGUUUGAAUCACCAUUCUCGAACGACAGAGGACCUCAAACUGCUAUCAAGAACUCAUCAGAGAUUGACUACAGCUACCAACCUCAUGUAAUUGCUCAAUCUUACCGAAUUCGUGAGCCAAUCUCCAAGUUGGCAGUCACACAAACUAGGCAAGGAAUCACGUCAAGAGCACUGUUGGCUGUGCUGCCCGAAUCUAACGCGAUCGUCGGCAUUCCUCGCCAAGUCAUUGACCCCCGCAGACCUGUUGGAAGGGAGGCUACUAAGGACGAGAUGAUGGAAGGUCUGAUGAAGUACACUCCUGUCCUUGAGUUUGACCCCAAGUGGUACCUCAACCACCAACGCGAAGUUUAUGGAGUCGAAACCAUCACGACCAGUCCGGCAGUACUUGAAAGUACUAGUCUGGUCUUCGCUUACGGCCUUGACGUGUUCAGCACCAGAAUCAGCCCAAGUUUCUCGUUUGACAUUCUCGGCAAGGACUUUAACAAGCUCCAAAUGCUGGCAACAGUAGCGGCACUUGCUGUGGCGACUGUCGCUGUCGCACCUCUAGUAAGUCGCUCAUUAGUAAUUGUGAUACAGUAG
Messenger RNA from Aureobasidium vineae, 2784 nucleotides. The record is from the annotation of a GenBank genome assembly. Lineage: Eukaryota; Fungi; Ascomycota; Dothideomycetes; Dothideales; Saccotheciaceae.